Molecule: messenger RNA, 1247 nt
Organism: Boleophthalmus pectinirostris (great blue-spotted mudskipper)
Lineage: Eukaryota; Metazoa; Chordata; Actinopteri; Gobiiformes; Gobiidae
Product: zinc finger protein 425-like
Exons: 4
Coding region: 388-1164 (258 amino acids)
Biological process (GO): regulation of transcription by RNA polymerase II
Molecular function (GO): DNA-binding transcription factor activity; RNA polymerase II cis-regulatory region sequence-specific DNA binding
Source: RefSeq, a predicted model, not a curated record
ACUACUACUGAUACUACUACUACUGAUACUACUACUACUAUUACUACUACUGCUACUACUACUACUACUACUACUGAUACUACUACUACUACCACUACUACUAUUACUACUACAGGACCAAUGACAGAAACAAAAGCGCAGCACGGUUCAUCAGAGGGUUUGGUGCUUUAUUUAGUUUUUUAACAAAUUUUUAAAUAAUAAAAAACUAUUUAAAAUAAAAACAAACGGUCACGUGUGUUUUACUCUGAAAGGGAGCCGGAAGUGACGGCGGAAGUGGAGGUGAAAGACGCGCACUUUUCAAAAAUGGCGCCGUAAACACCGUUUGUAGCAGCGACAAGGAACUAAACCAGGACUCAUUUGUGGGGUCUCCCUGGUGUUUCCGGGUCCAUGGCGCGUCCUGAGCCUCUGGAGGAUCUGCUGGGGGAGCUGCGCAGCUUCGUGAGCGCUCGGUUGGCGGUGGCGGUGGAGGAGAUUCUGCUCGCCGUGGGACGGACGGUGACGCGCUGCAGAGACACGUUUGACCAGCAGAGGGCGCAACGAGAGGAACUGAAGGAAGAACCGACAGGAGCGGGUCAUGUGUUUGUGGAGGCCCCAGACUGGCCCCUCGUGCGGCCGCCCCAGGCCCCUGGGCCGCUCUUUAAACAGGAGCAGAGCAGCAGCAGCAGCAGGGGGCGCUGUGCACAGGAAACACACACACACAGGGACACACACACAGAUGUUUCCUCGGUGCAGGAGGACGAGUUUCGGUCUCGUGUUUCGGAGGUUCCUUUGUUCUUCUUGAACUCGGCUCCGGAACCGAGUCCGGUACCGGAGCCCAGAGCCCAGAAGAAGGUCCGGUACCACUGCCCGUUCUGCGGCAAAGCCUUCGCCAAAACGGACAACUUCAAAUGCCACCUGCGGGCGCACACGGGCGAGAAACCCUUCAGCUGCUCCGAGUGCGGUAAACGCUUCGCCUACCACGCCUCCUUCAACAACCACAAGCGCACGCACUCGGGCGAGAGGCCGUUCGGCUGCUCCGUCUGCGGGAAAACCUUCGUCCUCAAGGCCGUCCUCAAGCAGCACAUGUUCACACACCAGGAACACAAACCCUUCAGCUGCCCCGUGUGCCACCGCGGCUUCUGCAACAAACAGGGCCUCAAGCAGCACAUGAGCAAACACCCCUGACCCCUGACCUCUGAACCCUGACCUCUGAACCCUGACCCCUGAACUCUGAACUCCUCCUGUGCCCCCGUGUGUCAGACUGAGCU